Molecule: messenger RNA, 1832 nt
Organism: Hemibagrus wyckioides
Lineage: Eukaryota; Metazoa; Chordata; Actinopteri; Siluriformes; Bagridae
Gene: cptp
Product: ceramide-1-phosphate transfer protein
Exons: 2
Coding region: 212-847 (211 amino acids)
Biological process (GO): ceramide transport; intermembrane lipid transfer
Cellular component (GO): membrane; cytoplasm; cytosol
Molecular function (GO): ceramide 1-phosphate transfer activity; ceramide 1-phosphate binding
Source: RefSeq, a predicted model, not a curated record
CGGAAUACGGGUGAAGAAAAUGAUUUUUACGCUGAAGCUAAAACCGCGAUGCUGUAUAGAGUAGCUACAUAGCUUAGUAACUGCUCUGAAUAAUUUUAUAUAGGUAUUUUUUGCUUAAUUGUAAAGAAUAGUGUUCAGUGCUCUGUUUUUGUGUCCUGACUCGUUCAUUUCAAAGACAGGAAUACUUACAGGAUAACAAGAAUAACUAGAAAUGGCAGAUUCAUUCAGUCUCCAGAAUGUUCUGGACAGCUUCAAGUCGUGUCUCAGUGAUAAUAAGGAGGUCUUUAUAAAGUACUAUAUAUCAGGAUGGCGAGAGCUGGUCAGCUUUAUGAACAGCCUGGGAAGUGUCUUUUCCUUCAUCUCUAAGGAUGCAGUCAACAAAAUCCAAAUCCUGGAGAACUUUCUGGUGGGUGAGAAUGGGACUCACUACCUCACUGUCCAGUCCAUGGUGAAGUACGAGUUGGACAACGAGCUGGUGGAUCUUACCAAACGAGGCAUCCACCCGGAGUCGGGCUGCCGCACGUUGCUACGUCUGCACCGUGCCCUCCGCUGGCUUCAGCUCUUUUUGGAAAGUCUGCGCACCAGCAAUGAGGACAGUAAGACCUCUGUCAUGUGCUCUGAGGCCUAUAAUGCUUCGCUAGCGCAGCACCACCCCUGGAUCAUCCGGAAAGCAGCUGGAGUGGCGUUUUGUGCUUUGCCAUACCGCAAUACGUUCUUUGAGGUGAUGAAUGCAGGCAGCCACCAGGAGGUGAUCACACUUCUGGGUGAAGCUUUACCUAUGAUCUCAGAAGUCUAUCAGAUCACAGAGGACCUGUAUGCAAAAAACAACCUGCUCGACUUACCCUAGGUGGUUCUGCACUACUUGACAUACUCCAUGGUCACUUUAUGCUACUGUGUGUUGUAUAUACUCCUGCUGUUUCUUUCACUUUCCAAAUACACUGGGACAUGAGCAUAGUUUAUUAAUACAAAGUUGAGAAAAUGUAUUCACAUAUUUAUUAUUGAUUUAAAGGGAUAUAUCAAAUGUACUUGAAUUACUAUUCUAUGAAAAAUAUUCAGCAUAGUGAUCAUAUACAGUGCUUUACAUAUAUGAAAUGUAUGUAAUAUGUAUCUUAAUGUACUCUUAAUUUUUGAUGUAGGUUCAUGUAGGUACACCUACAUUCAUGUAGGUGAAUUAAGGCUCUUUUUGAAGAGUCAAAUCAUUUGACUCGGCUCACCAAUGAGAAUCGUCUCUUUCAACUGUGAUUUUUCCAAACUGGACAACAUUUGCACUAUUAAGGGCAGACCAAAUAAUUUAGUGAAAUUGUACUGUACCUUACUUUGCAUUGCAUUUUAUAAAAUCAAUUUCAGUAAUUCAAAAGUUCUUCAAAAGCACACUGACAGAAACAGUAAGCAUCCCUCAUAUAGACAUAUACACAGAAGAUUUAUUAAGAUUUAUUUCCAUUUAUCCUGAUACCCAGUUGCCUCCCCUAUUAAGCUAUAUUAACUCUACCUCCACACAAAGAGUCAAAGACGUGACUCAUUUAUGCAAACAAACAGCUCAAAGUCUGAAAAAUAGAUGUCCAUGGAACCAGUGGUUAUCGAAGAUCAAUGGAUGAAUAAACGAAUGAAGGUGUAAUGUCAUUAACCUACAACUAUGACAAACAAUAACAAAGAAAAUCUGAUAUUAGCUCUCAACAUUCACCGAAAUGAACCGACUCAAAGAGUCGACUCAGUCGCAAAUGACACAUCAUUUGUUCUACACAAUUAUUCAUGUGUGAAUUAUUGUUCGGUAUGUAAAACAGUGGUUGAUGUAGAUAUUGAUUACAAUGGAAAAUAAAUACCACCACAGCCAG